UUGGAGAGAGAGGGAGAGGAAAUAAAGCGUCUUUUUUCCAGUUUCAUUUCCCCGCAGGACUUGUAGUCAGGUGUGUUCUUGAGCUCUCAUGGCUGAUGUUGUGUUUCUCCGCGUUUUGUUUUGUGUUUUAUCAGCUGCUGGUUGGAGCUCCGUCCUGGCCGGGCGCAGUGAUGUGAUGAAGCUGAAGGACCUGGAUUUUGACUACAUCGCAGCCGAGCAGGAGACCAUGCUGGUCAAGUUUUAUGCUCCCUGGUGUGGCCACUGUAAGAAACUCGCUCCUGAGUUUGAAGCUGCUGCUACAAGACUAAAAGGCAUAGCGACGUUAGCCAAGGUGGACUGUACGUCAAACACAGAGGUCUGUGGGCGAUUUGGGGUCACCGGAUACCCUACUCUUAAAAUAUUUAAGAACGGAGCAGAAACAUCGACAUAUGAUGGUCCACGUUCAGCAGAUGGCAUCGUGGACCACAUUAAAAAGCAGGCGGGGCCCGAUUCCAAGCUGCUGAACAAUGAACACGACCUGGAGGCUUUUAUCAAUCACUUUGAUCCUAGUGUAAUCGGAGUGUUUGAGAGCAGUGAUGGUCCUCUGCUGCUGGAGUUUCUGAAAGGAGCCAAUCUGAUGAGGGACAGUUUUCGUUUUGCUCACACCACUGACAUGCAGCUCGGCCUCAAAUACAACCUCACGUCAGAAGGUGUCUUACUAUUCAGACCUCCCAGGUUGGCUAGUAAGUUUGAGGACAGCGUGGUACCACACAGAGGCUCGUUUUCCGUCACCGGGUUACGCCGUUUCAUCAGAGACAACAUAUUUGGAAUCUGCCCUCACCUGACCAAAGAAAACAAAGAUCAGCUGCGGAAGAGAGACCUGCUGACGGCGUACUAUGACCUGGAUUAUCUACACAACCCCAAAGGCUCCAAUUACUGGAGAAACAGAGUACUGAAGGUGGCGUCUCAGUACAAGGAUCACGGCCUGCACUUCUCUGUAGCUAACCGCCGAGAUUUUCUGGACGAGCUCGAAGAAGAGUACGGUCUGGGAACGACAGAGGGGAGCGACAUGCCUUUCGUCACAAUCAGGACUCGGUUAGGACACAAAUACACCAUGCGUGAGGAGUUCACACGAGAUGGAAAAUCUUUAGAAAGGUUUUUGGAGGAUUAUUUUGCAGGCAGACUGAAACAAUAUAUAAAAUCAGAGCCUGUACCUGCUAACAACAAGGGUCCAGUUAUGGUGGUCGUCGCAGACACGUUCGAGCAGAUUGUGAACGAUCCAGAGAAGGACGUACUGAUUGAAUUCUACGCUCCGUGGUGCGGCCACUGCAAGAAACUCGAACCUAAAUAUACAGAACUCGGACAGGAGCUUGCUAACGAUCCCAGCAUUGUGAUCGCUAAAAUGGACGCCACUGCUAACGAUGUCCCGCAAGGCUACGAUGUAGAAGGAUUUCCAACGAUCUAUUUUGUUCCCGCUUUGAAGAAAGAUGAACCGAGGCGAUACGAGGGAGGCCGUGAGGUGAAGGACUUCCUCAACUUCUUGAAACAGGAAGCAACCAGCUCACUGGUGCUCAAGGGGGCGAAGGAAGAACUGUGAUUUUUUGGAAUUUUUGUUUUGUUUGAAGCGUCUCGUUUUGUCUGGUUGUGCUCUAAUGGAAGUCGCACAGGAACUCCAGAGGUGACGAGAGGGAGCAUGAACUUGGUCAUAUUUACAAAGAAACAAUUCUCAGGAAGUGAUCGGAGUUACAGAAGUUUAUAAACGUUCGGUUCUGUAGGUUUCGAAAACCUUUUGGUGAAAUUGAGUUUUUCUUUAAAUACGGUUAAAAACGUAACACACACGUGGCUGGGAAAUAAGAAAUCACUUAUAGGGUCUGAUGCAAAGUAGAGUUACUUACGUUUUUUUAUAACAUUGUUUUCCUCUUACAUACUUUUAUCCAUUAAAAGUGUCAUUUUUUUAAGCGUCCAUCAUUAGCAUUAGUUACUGUAAUGUGGAUUUCUACAGUUUGAGGGAAAUUAUAUAUAUAUAUAUAUAUAUAUAUAUAUAUACGUGUAUGAUGUGUAAUAGAUUUUCCCAGACCAGGUCAGGGGUUCCUGUGGCCUUCUGCUGUUCCACUACUGAUUUCUAUUUUCUUUUCCCUCACCAUCUGCUGUACUUUAACGUGCGAGUUGUCAUCCAUGAGUCGCGCCAUCUGACUGCAUUCAUUUGGUUGUAUUGUACAUUUAUUCAUUGCAAUUUGUUUUUAUAAACUGUAUUUGUGUGUGACACUGCUGAUUAAAUAAAUCUGAUUUGAUUAUUUUCCUGGG
Molecule: messenger RNA, 2283 nt
Organism: Silurus meridionalis
Lineage: Eukaryota; Metazoa; Chordata; Actinopteri; Siluriformes; Siluridae
Gene: pdia8
Product: protein disulfide isomerase family A, member 8
Exons: 13
Coding region: 89-1576 (495 amino acids)
Biological process (GO): response to endoplasmic reticulum stress; protein folding
Cellular component (GO): endoplasmic reticulum; cell surface
Molecular function (GO): protein disulfide isomerase activity
Source: RefSeq, a predicted model, not a curated record